AUGCGGUGCCUGCAGCUCGCCGCCGCGCUGCUCCUGGCCGUCGCGCUGCCCCUCGCGGCCGCCGCGGGGGCCAAGGCCAAGGCCCCGGCGGCCCCUCCGGCGCCGCCGAACGCCACGGAGGCGAUGGCCAAGGGCGGGUGCAAGGCCUUCGCGGCCCUGAUCGCGGCCUCGCCCGACGCGGCGUCCACCUACGACGCGGCCGCGAGCGGCGGCAUGACGGUGUUCUGCCCCUCCGACGACGCCGUGGCGUCCUUCAUGCCCCGGUACAAGAACCUGACCGCCGACGGCAAGGCGUCGCUGCUGCUGUUCCACGCCGUCCCCGUGUACUACUCGCCGGGGAGCCUCAAGUCCAACAACGGCGUCAUGAACACCCUCGCCACCGACGGCUCCGCCCGGAACUACAACUUCACGCUGCAGAACGAGGGCAACGUCGUCACCAUCAAGACGGGCGCCUCCGGGGGCGUCGCGCGGGUCAAGACCACGCUGCUCGACACGGACCCCGUCGCCGUCUACGCCGUCGACAAGGUGUUCGAGCCCGUCGAGCUGUUCAAGCCCGCGCCGUCCCCGACCCCCGCGCCCGCGCCCGCCCCGGCGGCCGACGCGCCCAAGGCGGGCAAGGGCGGCGCCGCGCGCCACCGCUCGCCCCCCGCCGUCGCGGACGCGCCCGGACCCGAGGCUGAAGACACCGCCCCGGCGGACCAGAAGAAGGACUCCAAGAAGAGCGCGGCCGCCGGCGCGCCGCGCGUCCGGUGGCUCGCCGCGGCGCUGGCGGCCGUCGCCGUGGCCUCCACGCUGGCUUAG
Triticum turgidum subsp. durum (durum wheat) is the source of this 801-nucleotide messenger RNA. NCBI's taxonomy places the organism in Eukaryota, Viridiplantae, Streptophyta, Magnoliopsida, Poales, Poaceae. The record is from the annotation of a GenBank genome assembly.